Messenger RNA from Suillus paluster, 2402 nucleotides. RefSeq names its product WD40-repeat-containing domain protein. NCBI's taxonomy places the organism in Eukaryota, Fungi, Basidiomycota, Agaricomycetes, Boletales, Suillaceae. Gene Ontology annotation, molecular function: protein binding. The record is from RefSeq and is a predicted model, not a curated record. The transcript has 10 exons. The coding region runs from base 159 to 2159 and encodes 666 amino acids.
GAACGGCAGCAUGAAUGUGGCAAUGAACAAUUAGCACCGCCUCAUGUUGCAGGCAUGGACUCUUCCAUAUGAAAACUCGCCUAUUAUGCCAGCUUGCGAAAGACAAGCAGAUCUACUAGAGCUAGAUUGAUACACCACACGCCCUACGGUAACGAGCCAUGGCUUCCGCCGAAUCUUCUGAAAAGCCGACCCUCGGUGAAGCUUCAACUUCGACAACAACACAAUUCAAAAGACCAACUCCGAAGCACAAAUUCGAGGGACACGAGAAUGCUGUAUGGAGUUUCGUCUUCUUGCACGACAACGUCCACAUCGUGAGUGGUUCGUGGGACGGCACCAUGCGCAAGUGGAACUGUGACACAGGAUGUCUCGUCAGGAAACCAUGGAGAGGGAUGGGCGGAAGCAUACGGGCACUGGCGCUUUCGCCGGACGGCAAGACGAUUGCAUGCGGAAGGGAUGACGGAAGUAUCCAGCGGUGGACCACCGAUGGAGAGAUGAUCGAAAGUGUUUGGAUGGGUCAUAGCGACUGUGUGAGGUCACUUUCGUGGUCCCCCAGCGGAGACCAUAUUGCCAGCGGAUCUGACGAUGAAACAAUCCUGAUUCAAAAAAAAGAAAGUGGAAAAUUCGACGUUGGCCCGAUAUCGAUCAAGACGGAGCAGGAGUAUGUUUGCGCCCUUGCAUAUUCACCUUCCGGGGAUAAAAUCGCAUCAGGCGGGAGCGAUAAAACAAUUUGCAUCUGGCAUAGCAAGACUGGCAAGCUUGUUGUCGGUCACAUCGGAGGCCUGGGAUUGUGGGUGACGUCGGUGGCAUGGUCGACCGACAGCACUAAACUCUACACCGCGUCAGACAAAUUCGCACGUGUUUUCGACAGCGUCUCAGGAAUGCUACUCCAUCGCUUCGAGCACGACAAUUCACUUUAUUCCAUCGCACUUUCACCCAACAACAAUGUUCUGGCAUGUGUGGGCGUCCAGGGUAUAACUCGAUUAUGGGACACAGAGUCCCAUCAGCCACUCGGUCAGCCAUUUUGCCAGGAUCACGAAACUCUUUGCUGUGUUUCAUUCUCUCGAGACGGGAGAUAUGUAGCAUAUGGCGGAGACGACAGGAAACUCAUUCUCUGGAUGGUCAAAGACAUAGUGCCGGUCCUUGCAGCAUCCAUAAUUCAACAAGGUGAUAGAGAAGCUACAAAGCAGGAAACUCGGCCCGAGUCCCCAUCGUCGUCGUGCCUUGACGCUGAUGCUACGAACCCAUCGGGGGGUAAUGGCGUUACCGAGGAGGUGUGCGAUGAUCCAUACAACAACUUUUUCCAGUCUUCCCAAGCAUCUCUUCCUUCAGUAUCACCUGGUUUCCCUAAUCGUUCUGACUUGUCCCCGGUCCGCCGCUUCUGGAAUACCAUCUCUCGACACCGUCCAUCAGCAAACGAGUCCACUCCAGAAGCGUGCCCAAAACACAGUUUCUUCGCACGUCGUGCUCACUCAAACCCGCCCACAACCACCACACCCAACCAACCGACGCCAGAGGGGAGGGUUCGAGCAGGAGAAGAAGACAAAGAAAACGACCAGAAUGUUGAUUGUUCCACAAAUACUUCACUCGGUACCAAGGACAAAGGGAAACAACGCGACAAAUCUCCUGCCGAUUCGCACACCCCACUACCUGAUGACCCCACUCCCCCCCUCCCUGAGCUCGACAACGAAGGAAAUCAUAAUAUCUGGAAACGGCUGAUGCGAACUCGGGGGAAGGAUCAUGCCUCCGCCGGGAUGGCUCCAGCAAUGAAACGUCCUGAGGUCGUUGAAGUAUAUGCCGUGCGCGGAUUUCAGGGGUAUGUUGCAUUGACGCACAAAAAGAAGUCAAAGUUACCUGUGGCAAUGUGUAGCAUGCCUAUCACCGCAAGUGGUUCGUCACAGACGGUUCCAUCUGCACAAGGUGACUCUGCACAGGCAGGUGCAUCGUUGCAACUAGCAUCUGGACAGCCAGGGCCAUCACCACAAGCUACGGUUGCAAACAGUACUCAAUAUUUGCAAGUUGGCGGAGGUCCCGUGUCCCCAUCGCACUUCGUCACCACCUACCAUACCAGACAUGACUCAGAUUCACGCUCAAGCAUCGAAGGCACCUGCAACAGGUUCCUUGAUAAGAUUUGUUUCCCCUGUGGACACUUUCAUGAUUAAAUCUUUAUCAGUUCAUUUGUACUGGUGUUGUCGAUAUCUAUGUAGAGCAUUACACGCAGCCUUCUAUGCUGUACUGCAAGCAGCAUCUACCAUUAAACUGUCAUUUGGCGGCUGUUUUGAACAUUCUCGCCCAUCCUGAUAUCUGGCAAUCCCCUUGAUAUGUCACAAAACCCUUUCGAUGCGAAGUCAAUGUGCAACACCGUAAUUCAAUGGUACUUGGGUGAGAAUACACGAUUAUUUAAC